Ramularia collo-cygni is the source of this 1557-nucleotide messenger RNA. RefSeq names its product related to allantoate permease. The transcript has 10 exons. Gene Ontology annotation, biological process: transmembrane transport. The record is from RefSeq and is a predicted model, not a curated record. Gene Ontology annotation, cellular component: membrane. NCBI's taxonomy places the organism in Eukaryota, Fungi, Ascomycota, Dothideomycetes, Mycosphaerellales, Mycosphaerellaceae. Bases 1 to 1557 code for a protein of 518 amino acids. Gene Ontology annotation, molecular function: transmembrane transporter activity.
AUGGCCGCAGAGUCAAGUCGCAUCGAACAUGACGCCGAGAAGGCACCCAUCGAAGCCUCACGAAUCGAAAGAGUCCUGACAUCAGAUGAACUUCAAAAGGAUGCACAGGACUACAAUCGCAUCGAUGCCGAAGUAGCAAAAUACACCGACUCCUCCCAAACCCCCAUCUCCCCCUCCGAGAACCACCGUCUCAAACGUCUAAUCGACAAACGAGUCCUAGGAAUCAUGGUAGCAACCUACUUCCUCCAAGCCCUCGACAAAGGAACCCUAUCCUUCACCUCCAUAAUGGGAAUCCGAGACGACUUGAACCUCCAAGGUCCCCAAUACUCCUGGUUAACAACAUGCAUAUACAUAGCGAUUUUAUGCGUGGAAUACCCGAUAAAUUGGUUGAUUCAACGGGUGCCGAUUGGUAAGUUUCUGGGAGUUUGUAUUAUGAUUUGGGGAAGUAUUCUCGCUUUUCAUGCUGCUUCGAGGAAUUUCGCGGGGAUUGUUACGUUGAGGACUUUGUUGGGCAUCUUUGAGGCUGUUUGUCAGCCUACUUUUUUGAUUAUGAGCUCCAUGUGGUAUAAGAGAGAAGAACAGGCUCUCGUGGUUAGUAUGUGGUACUGUAUGAACGGGAUGCAACAAAUUGUAGGCGGUCUACUCGCUUACUGCUUCUCCUUAAUUCCAAGGAACGACACUCUACACUCCUGGCAAGCAAUCUUCAUCGCAUAUGGAGUGCUAUCAGUCCUAUGGGGCGUGUUUGUCAUUUGGUUCUUACCAGAUAGUCCCAUGCGUGCCAAAUGCUUCACCGAAGAAGACAAGCACUUGAUGGUUGAGCGAGUUCGUUCCAACCAGACAGGACUGCAKAACAAAAAGUUUCGAUUCGAGCAGAUGAAAGAAGCCCUCACAGACAUUCAAGUCUGGUGCUACUGCUUAAUCGCCUUCUGCACAACCUUACCAACAAGUGGCUUAGGUGCUUUUGCAAAUAUCAUCAUCACAGGCUUGGGCUUCACCGUCUUGGAAACCCAACUCCUCGCCAUGGUUCUCGGAGCAUUCAUAAUCAUAAUCCUCUUCAGUUCCGCCUGGCUCGCGAAGAAAACGCAACAAAACGUCCUCGUAAUGGCCAUGUUCUGCAUCCCCUCUUUCAUCGGUACAAUCGUCCUAAUGACAGUCCAAAACACCUCGACAGCAACCUCCGCAGGCCUGCUCUUCUCUUACUACAUAGUCCUCUCAUUCUGGGCAGCACAGAGUCUGGGGAUGAGCAUGUUGAGUCGAAAUGUAGCAGGCCAAACGAAGAAAUCCGUCGCAGUAACCAUGAAUUUCAUCUCCUGGGCCACAGGAAACGCCAUCGGACCCCAAGUAUUCCUCUGGUGGGACGGGCCUCGCUAUCUCAUCGCCUUCUCCACACAUUUGGGUUGCUAUACACUUUUGAUUCUGAAUUUGGUGGUUUUGAGGUGGUAUCUUCGGAGGGAGAAUCGGAAACGGGAUGCGGUGGGGUUGGUGAGGGAGGGGAUGGUGCAUGCUUUUGAGGAUUUGAGUGAUAGGGAGAAUAAGGAGUUUAGGUAUGUUGUUUGA